This is a messenger RNA of Aspergillus piperis CBS 112811, 753 nucleotides long. RefSeq lists its product as uncharacterized. The record is from RefSeq and is a predicted model, not a curated record. The transcript has a single exon. Lineage: Eukaryota; Fungi; Ascomycota; Eurotiomycetes; Eurotiales; Aspergillaceae. The coding region runs from base 113 to 595 and encodes 160 amino acids.
CAUUACUCCAGUAAUAGCCACUGAGAUUAUUCUAGGCCCAUCUUUACCUGCCGAGUGUAUUCAUGCUCCGUCGACUUGCUUGACUCUGGUUACUUUUCCCACAACCUUCCUCAUGCAAUGUAGCGGUAAGACGAGUGACAACUUCCACAACAGAUCAUACCUUCGGAUUGUAUCUCUACUUAGCCUCUCCGUUGUGGUUGAUGAUCAAUGUACACAUUUAAUUCUUCACUUCAUAAUAAUAAUCAACAGACUAAUCCUAAUAGGAACAUUGGCAAGGAAGACAAAGGUUAAUUUGGAUGAGCAGUCAGCAAAACAAUUAGGGGCGAAAAAUAAAAUGAAAAAGAAAGCAGAAAGCAGAAAGAAGACAUACACUUCCAGGUCUGCUGACUUGCGGUUCCCAAAAGUCCCAGUGCCAACUCCUCUGCACCCACCGUUCGUCGAUCCGCGGACCUCUCACUUAUCCUCCGGUUCCGACACGGCCAAGGCAGCCUUUCAUCUUUCUUCAUCGGAAAGAACGACAACUGCAAGGGUACGUAUCUACUGCUGCCAAUAUACUUUCAAUCCUGACCUCCAGCAUGUCUAUCACAACAUGUAACAACGAUGCAGAUAUGUUUCACAACAUACCCUGUACUGUAACCAGAAGUACCUGAUUGCUCCACCUCAGCUCUGUGCGAAUCCUGUGGCUAACAGACUCAUCAUUUUCUUCUGGGCAGACAUUACACUUUGGUUGGAACAGCUGUCUCAAAGACUCAU